AUGAGCUUCGCUCAAGAGCAUAGCUCAUACCAAAGCAAUUACUCACAUGGGUGGACUGAAAACCAGAAUAUGUCAUAUAGGAACAACAGCCCUGAGAUCUCAUCGGUUGCCUCUAGUUAUCCAAUGCAGGGAUUUAGGUACAAUGAGGAGAGCCACAACUAUGCACCACAACAAUUUCAUUCAGCUCCUACUCAUAUACCUCAACACCAGGAGACGUGUCUAAUGGAGUUAAAUGGUCCUCCACUUGGUCAACCAACAACUCCAGCACCUGUUGAGCAAUUUCAUGCACAAGUGCCCACACAAGAUGACUUUGAUGAUAUAGACAAGCUCACAUUGCUUAGUCUCGAGUUCACUUGGAGUGCUGAAGAUGAUUCAAUUAGGCCGGUGAUACUAGAGGAAAUGAAGAAGAUCAAGAGUGGAAAAGAGCUAGUGGAAGAAGUAAGGAAAAUUGAGAAGAAUAUCAAUGCCGGGUGCAUUAUCUCAUCCCUCCUUGAGUCGAUUGUUGCCGAGAUUCCCCUUGAUACAUGUGACGUUCCAAUACCGUCACAUCCAGCUGAGCAAGAUAGUAAGAGUCCAGAGGAAGAAAGAUCUCAGAUUGAAGAAGAAAUACUUGAAGACAAGGAACAAGAUGAUCCAGAGCUCGAACAACAAAGUGAUCAAGUUGAAGACUCAUCAUGUAUUAUUCUUGAAGAAGCAAAAGAAGUUGAUGUGAUUGAAGAUGAAGAACCGGAAAUGCAUUUGCCCAUCGUCAUAUAG
This is a messenger RNA of Triticum turgidum subsp. durum (durum wheat), 756 nucleotides long. NCBI's taxonomy places the organism in Eukaryota, Viridiplantae, Streptophyta, Magnoliopsida, Poales, Poaceae. The record is from the annotation of a GenBank genome assembly.